AUGAACAAGCUUAGUAAAUACAUGAGAUUUCUAGGCUAUCAACACAGUAUUUCAAAUACUAAUGGUCAAAUUUGGUUAUUUUGGACUGGGGACCAUCAUACUCAGGUGGUUGUUAGCUCAGACCAACAGAUUACCGUUAAGAAACACUACAAUCCUUCAAACUGUGAACUCUUCAUUACUGAUGUAUAUGCUAAAUGCAGUUCUAGGGAAAGACAAGACUUAUGGGCUGAUUUUAUCAAUGUUCAUCAGCUGAUCCAAGGGCCUUGGUGCAUUGGGGGAGACUUUAAUGUCAUCCUAGACCCUGAUGAGAACCUGGGAGGCAAACCUCAUAGGAUGAGGAAUAGCUUUGACUUUAGCACCUGUAUGGAUGCUUGUGAAGUUUCUGACUUGGGAUUUGUAGGCCCAAAGUAUACUUGGUGCAACAACAGAAAACCAAGAAAGAGAAUAUGGAGUAUACUUGGUGCAACAACAGAAAACCAAGAAAAAGAAUAUGGAAGAGGCUUGACAGGGUGUUCAUUAAUGAUGAUUGGGCGCAAAUCUUUACCAACUGUCAAGUUAGAUGUCAUCAUGAUUAACAUGAUAAUAUUAAAUAUUUCAAAUUCUUGGACUUCUGGAGAAGUAGUUGGAAAUGUUUUUGAGCAGGUCAAAAUUUGGGAGGAUAAAAUGCUUAUCUUGGAAGAUCAGGACUUACACCUCAACAGUGAAAUCACCAGAGAGGCUCUCAACAAAGACCAGGCAGAAUACAUCAAGUGGAUGAAUAUAAUCAGAAAUCACCAUGACACAUGGAUUCAGGGAGAUGAUAGCAUAGCUAAUGCUGCUGUUCAUCACUUUGACCACCUUUUUAAUCUCCCUCACUCUUUUACAGACUUUAAUAUUGUUGAUUGUGUCCCUGAUUAUGAUGAGAUCAAAAGGGUUGUAUUUAGCAUGAGUGCCUCCAGUGCUGGACCUGAUGGCUUCAAUGGUACCUUCUAUCAUAAAUGUUGGGAUAUCAUUGGAAAUGAUAUCAAAGAUUUUAUUCUUUCUAUUAGACUUAAUCCCCUUUUGGAUAAGCUCAUAUCUGAGAAUCAAAGUGGUUUUGUCAAAGGUAGGUUAAUCACUGAAAAUGUGCUACUGGCACAAGUAAUUGUCCAUGGUAUUAAAAACUAUAAAAACAAGUGGAUGUCCUGGGAUUUUCUAUUAGCUGUUAUGAAGAAAUUUGGUUUUGCCGAUAAUAUGUUGUCUCUUAUUGGUAAUCUCCUUGCUGGAGUAUGGCACUCUAUCAUAUUAAAUGGCAAUAGGAGUGGUUUCUUCACUUCUACUCAAGGUCUCAAGCUAGAUGCUAGAGGUCCUAUUAUUAAUCAUCUUGCAUAUGCUAACGAUAUUGUUAUCUUCUGUGGGGGCAACAAUAAGUCCAUCAAGCUCAUUAAGCAUCAAAUCAAAAGAUAUGAGAAUGCUUCAGGUCAAAAAGUCAAUAACAAUAAAAGCUUUUUCAUAACUGCUCCUAACACUUCUGUGUACAGGACAAAUAGAAUUAGAAAAGUGUCUGGUUUUAUGGAUAAACCUUUCCCUUUUACAUAUCUAGGCCGUCCUAUUUACUACGGCAGGAAGAAUUCUCAUCUCUUUGAUGACAUGUUGUCCAAAAUAGUGAAAAAGUUAAAUGGCUGGUGUUAA
This is a messenger RNA of Lycium barbarum (goji berry), 1650 nucleotides long. RefSeq lists its product as uncharacterized. The record is from RefSeq and is a predicted model, not a curated record. The transcript has 7 exons. Lineage: Eukaryota; Viridiplantae; Streptophyta; Magnoliopsida; Solanales; Solanaceae. The coding region runs from base 1 to 1650 and encodes 549 amino acids.